Molecule: messenger RNA, 1695 nt
Organism: Cynoglossus semilaevis (tongue sole)
Lineage: Eukaryota; Metazoa; Chordata; Actinopteri; Pleuronectiformes; Cynoglossidae
Product: SPRY domain-containing SOCS box protein 4
Exons: 3
Coding region: 569-1441 (290 amino acids)
Biological process (GO): intracellular signal transduction; proteasome-mediated ubiquitin-dependent protein catabolic process
Cellular component (GO): SCF ubiquitin ligase complex
Molecular function (GO): protein binding
Source: RefSeq, a predicted model, not a curated record
CUCUGGGCUCAGUGUGUUGUGCGCAUGCCUGAUUUGCUAACAUGAGCCGUUUUGGGUUCUAUUUUAUGUUUCUUUUCUUGCUGAUUAAAUGCCCCAGUUUGCUUCUCUUCUUGUGUUUUGCCGUUUACGUCUACAUCCACUACAGAACACGUUAAAGGCGGGAUCCACUCGGAGAGUGAGGGCAGACCGAAGGAUCCACGGAUCCACUGAGGCGGGAAGAUGCCAGAGCAGCUUCAUAACAUGCUUUCCCUUCACAAACACGUCACGGUGACUGGACUCGUACUUGACCCCGCUGCCCUAGAUGGCGUCAGACUGAAGUGAUGGACUGUGCUGUUCCCAGCCCGGAGGUCGCCCCGUCCCGUCCGUCGUCUGCUACUACACCGGAGCAGAGGGACGCAGACACGGCGGUUACGUGACCCGUGUGGAUAAGACGCGGGCGAACGGCGAUAAGACAGCCUUAAAAUGAGUGAGAGGAUGACGGAAGACAGAGUGUCUUCAUCAGCCACAGAGACGGAGCUCGGACCGCUGUUCUCGUGUUACUGCGCCCGUGUCCACACUGCGUGCUCCAAUGGGACUCUCUCUUUCAGCUUGGCUACACAGGAAGCCAGAGGUCAGCCGUCCUUCAUCCUCAUCAGCUUUUACUCCGCUGGCUGUCCCAACAUCCUCUCGCCUCACUGUCGCACUGAACGCCUCGCCUGUUCCUCCGGAGGACAGUCGUUCUCACUGGAGUCCAGUCCACUGCUCUCCACACUUCCUGCUGUCUACCUGCAAGAAGAAAGUGACUCGCUUACCUGUUGAGUUGAGCAGCGAUGGGGUGAGAUCAGAAAUGGGGGUGAACAGCGGGCUUCAUAUCUGGGAGUUGUUGUGGAGCCCUGACCAGAGAGGCAGUCAUGCUGUCCUGGGUGUUUCCCUGCAGAACUGUCCUCUGCAGGCUGCGGGCUACACUGUUCUGGUAGGAGGAGACGCCCAGUCCUGGGGCUGGGAACUAAAGACUAAUCAGCUCUGGCAUGGUGGACAUUCUCUCGGGAAUUAUCCUAAAACGUUCCAACGUUGUCGCUCUGAGGCUCCGGUGGAGUCCAAGCCUCAAACGUACACUUCAGACACGGAGCAGAGUGACGCGCCUCUUCCCAUUCCUGAACGUGUCCUGCUGGUCCUGGAUGCUGACGCAGGGACUCUGGGAUUCGUUGUUGAUGGCACUUUCCUGGGCUUCGCUUUCACAGACCUUCCUCAUGGGGUGAAACUGUUCCCAGCUGUGAGCAGUGUAAGAGGAGGAGCCAGCAUACAACUGCGCUACCUGAACGGUGCCACACGUGACCCACCACCUCUGAUGGCUUUAUGCAGACUGUCAAUUCAUCAAUUUCUGGGGCAGCACGGCCAGAGCAAAACCCACAAACUGCCUUUGCCCCCUUUGUUACAGAACUACCUGACAUCUAGCUAUUGAUUUUUUUGUAUUUUGUUGAAUUUCUUUAGCAUUAUUUAUUUCAUUAGUUAAAGUGGUUGUUUGAAAACCUGCUUAAUUAAUCAGAGACAUGUAAUGCACUUUCUCUGUAUAAACUUAUUUAAAUAUUACUUUACUUGUCUUAUGUUUAAUUUAUAUUGUAACACUGAUUUAAUAUCAACAUUGAACGGUAAAAACAUUUGAGAUUUGAUAGGCACUGGUUUUGCACAAAAUGUUGUAUUUGUAAUAUUUCAUAU